Molecule: messenger RNA, 3534 nt
Organism: Racocetra persica
Lineage: Eukaryota; Fungi; Glomeromycota; Glomeromycetes; Diversisporales; Gigasporaceae
Source: the annotation of a GenBank genome assembly
AUGUCUCUUACUAUUUAUCAACAUACUGAAAGAUUAGUUCGUGAAAAAACCAUUCAUUUAAUAGAAUAUGCAUUCGAACAAGCACCAGGAGAGCCUAAGGAUGAACAUAAAUUAUAUGUCAAAAAAAUAUGGAAUAAAGGGAAUAAAGAGAAAAAGCUAGUAAACUUAAGCAUAUUGAAGGAUUUUGAUAUAGACGGCGAUAGUGUCACGAGAUUGAUGGUCGAACUCGAACCGUUUGCACACGAAAAUGUGUUGGGUGUUUUCGGCCUAACUUUCGAUGGAAACAAUUACUAUUUUGUUCGUGAGUGCGCUAACAUGGACUUGCGCACAUAUCUUAAAAUGCGUUCAAAAAGUAAUCCUCUGAGAUGGCAUGAUAAAUUACUAUUAACAAAUGGAAUAGUUAAUGGUUUAAAGUUUCUUCAUGAUAAAGAGAUUGUCCAUUCUGAAUUGCAUGCCAAGAAUAUAGUUAUGCACAAUGAUAUUCCUAAAAUAACUAAUAUUGGAAUGCUUCAAGCCCGUGAACCUCGUGACUUUAAAUAUAGCCCUCCUGAGAUUUUGUUAUUACAGUCGAUUAACGAUAAGAAAAAGUUAAACAUUUAUAGCCUCGGAGUUUUGAUGUGGGAGAUUUCCAAUGACGGUAGAAAUCCUAAAGAACUUGAUUUUAGUUGCGGAGUAGGAAUUAUAUUGCGUGAUGAUGGUAACCCAAAAGUUAAUAAAAUUGCAUCAAGUUCUCCAGUAAUCUAUCAUCCGUUAAACCAUGAAUCACCUUGGACGGAUCUAACGAAUCUAUUUGAGAUUAAAAAUGAAAAUAAAAUGGGUCCAAAGUACGACGUUGUAAGGAUCCAUAUCCCAAUUUCAACCGUGCAAUAUGAAGCUAAACCCAAAAAUGAAUUUAUUCAAAAUAUUAGAAGUGCGCUUAAUUUGUUGGAUGAAAAUGAUAGACGAAAAGAACUGGGAAAGUGGUUUAAACAUUACGGUAAUUAUGUUGUGAAAAGAGCCACACUUGGAGGUGCUAUUACAAUUAGAAAUUGGUCAAAAGUUUCAGAUGAAAGUAAAUCAUAUUUAAAGAGUUACCUACAAUGGGGGAUUGACUAUGGAAAGGGUGCUUCUGAAAUUUUUGAAGAUGUUUCACUUGAUAGAUUGCCUCAACUUGAGGUAUCUGUUGAAAUUGAAACUAUCGGCGAUUUAUAUAACUGGUUUAAAAGUUUGUACGAUUUAAAAUUCGUUGAAAUUAUAUCUUAUGAAGAAUUCAUCCCUUCUUACGAAUUAUUGCCUCAAGACUUACAACAGCAAUUAUUUAAACUUAUUGAUUCUAUACCCACUGAAAUAUCUUGCAAACAGUUAAUUCCGAAUAUCCCUUCUCAAUAUGAUAAACAAGAUAUUUUAAAGUGGAUAGUAUUAAAUCCACCACUAAUCUUACAUAUUGGCGAUUGGGUUCGUAAUAAUGAACUGCAAUGUGAUGUAAUUUUACAACGUUCAAAUCUAAAACAUGGUAAAAAGGCAGCUUUUAAAUUUGUAAAAGAACCAAAAAUAACUGAAAUAAAUAGAGUCACAGUAUUAUUUCAACAACCUCAAACCCUUCAAGAUGCUUAUUUAUUAGAGAAUGGCGUGAUCUUAAACAAGGAUGAUGGAUUGGGAUUAGAACUUGAUAAAAUCCCUUUUUCUGAGCAUAGUUCAAUACUUAAUUAUCCUUUGGAGGACUUUAAACAUGCUAAAAAUCAAUCUUCAAAGUCAAUUUAUUGCCAAAUAAUUGUGCGUAUGGCAAAAAUUUCAUUUCGUCUUGAAGAUAUCAAGCCUCUAGAAGAAUUUUCAAAGACAGUCAAUAAUGUACUUCAAAGUAAUGAACCAUAUAAAAGUCUUUGCAAGGUGUUCGGAGAUGACUAUGGACAUUUAUUAUCAAGAACUUUCACUUUAGGUGGAAUUUUAACUAAAAAGUAUGAAUCUUAUACAGAUACGAUUUUACCACAAACAUUUGAAUAUAAUAUAAAUGACCCUCAGACACCUGAAAAAGUUGUAAAAAAAUUAAUGGAAUGGAAUAAAGAACACCCGCAUAUAGAUACUUCGUAUUUUAUUAGUGAUAGUGGCGAUUUAGUUCGUUGCAAUAAUAUUAACAAGUGGUUUAAAGAUCUUAUAAACAGACGGAAUGAUUGGAAAGUCGUUGUUUCUGAAGAUUGGGUGCCACUGUAUAAAAUAUUGAAAAAAGCGCGCUUUGAUAUAGACAAUAUUUUUUUUACGAAGUAUCAAAUUGUAUUUAAUGGUGAAGAAUCAUUGCAGAAGGAUGAACAGACUACGAUAAUCAUUAAAUUUCCCGGCUCACUUGUCAAUGAUAAGUAUCAUUGCUUUGGAACCAUAGUUAAAAGAAAUGAAGAUGGUAGUUUGGUAAAAAUUCCUAAAGUAACCGUUCGAUUUGGUUACCCUAAUAAAGAUGGUUGUGUUGCUGAUAUAUAUAAAAAUGAGAAUUGCAAUAUACGUUUAAAUAAAGUAGAUACAAAACUCCUUUGGUUCGUGCUUGCUGAUCCAAAAGGAUAUUGCAGUAAUAAGAACAGAAAUGUUAAAGUUGGAUAUGGAAGCAUUAACAUCGUUAAAGCCCAAUCUGAGAUACCUUUAAAAAGUAAAAAUCUCUCCUCAAAUUGUGUUCUAAUUACAUCAAUUGUUUCUAAAAAUGCUUUCACAAAUGAUACAAGCUUUUAUAACAUAAAACUUAAUGCUUGGACGAAAACUAAAAUUUGGUUAGAAUUAACGAAAGACCAAACUAAAGUAAAUCAACGUGUUGAUGAUGAUGGCUUUGAUGACGACAACUCGGGUGAUGAUAUAGAUAACUUUGAUUCAGACGAAAUAGAACAAUCUACUCAAGAAACUGCUAUUCUUGAAUGGUGUGUUCUUUAUACAGAUGGGAAGAUGGUUAGUGAGGCUGAUGAAUCAUUAAAAUAUCCAUGGUCAUUAUUUGGCUGUAAUCUCGAUCCAGAGCUGGAAAUUUUGGGUCAAGAUGAAAUAGACCUUUAUGAAUCAUCACCUCGAAUGUCUUUAGAAGAUGCAAUUGAACAACACGAUAAACAAAAUGGAAAUACAUUUGAGGCAUGGAAAACGUUCGUUCAUCAUGCUAGAGAAGGAAACCAUAUUGCAAAAUUCUGGAUAGGACAUUACCUACAACAUGACAUCCUUAUGGCAUCAUCAUUUAAAAGAAAAUUUUAUGAAGUUGUUGUUGACGAGUUUGCCGAUGGAACAGAUAAUUAUCUAUUGGCUGCAAUGAAAUUAUACAAACAAUCUGCAGACGCGGGCUAUCCAGAAGCCCAACUCAAAUAUGGGUUUGGCCUUUAUAAGGGUAUUGGUGUUAAUCAAAAUAAAAAGGAGGCCAUGCGGUAUUUUAAAUUAGCUGCAAAAACUAAUAACUCUACCGCAAUGUAUAAUUUAGGAGUUAGUUUGAUAUUGAGUGAAAACGAAGAAGAAGGGAGAAAAUGGAUAAUAGAUGCAGCUAGACUUGGUCAACCAAGGGCAAUUGAAUUUUGUAUUAAUGAAGAAAUUAAUUAUCAAUGA